Molecule: messenger RNA, 797 nt
Organism: Capsicum annuum
Lineage: Eukaryota; Viridiplantae; Streptophyta; Magnoliopsida; Solanales; Solanaceae
Product: heavy metal-associated isoprenylated plant protein 23
Exons: 2
Coding region: 102-566 (154 amino acids)
Molecular function (GO): metal ion binding
Source: RefSeq, a predicted model, not a curated record
UUGGUUGAAGCAAAUAUGCCUAUAUAAGUAGACAAGAUAUAUCAUAUCGGAAGCAAAAAAGAAAAAAAUAAAUAAUGAGACUUCAUUAACAAAAAGAAAAUAUGGGUCUUAGAGGAACUUUGGAGUACAUUUCUGAUAUGAUGAGAAGUAGUACUCAUAAAUCCAAUAGGAAGAAGAGGUUGUUUCAUACGGUGGAGCUCAAAGUCAGAAUGGAUUGUGAUGGUUGUGAGCUUAAAGUCAAGAAAGCUUUGUCUUCAUUAAGUGGAGUAAAAUCAGUGGAGAUAAACAGGAAACAACAAAAGGUGACAGUAACAGGAUAUGUGGAAGCAAACAAGGUGUUAAAGAAGGCAAAGUCAACAGGAAAGAAGGCUGAGAUUUGGCCUUAUGUGCCCUACAAUUUAGUGGCACAGCCCUAUGCUGCUGCUGCUUAUGACAAGAAGGCUCCUCCUGGUUAUGUUAGAAGGGUGGAUCAGAACCCAACUAUAGGAACAGUUUCAAGAUUUGAGGAUAAUGCAUAUGUUACCAUAUUCAGUGAUGACAACCCUAAUGCUUGCUCCGUCAUGUAAUUAAAUAAUCAUGGCGUCUAUGUCAAUUUGAAUGCAAUCAUGUAUUAAAAAUUUUUGUAGGGAGUUUUGUUAGUAUAUGGUGUUCGUGUCAUUUUGCCGUUAAUUGCACCGUAUUAUAAGAUUUUAUAAGGGUGUGCUAAGUACAUGGUGUGUUCUUGUUAGUGUUAUUAAUGCAUUGUGCCUGUACAAACUUGCAUGCAAUCAAGCUUUAUAAAAUUCUAUAAAGGUAUA